This is a messenger RNA of Eurytemora carolleeae, 1337 nucleotides long. Its product is annotated as transcription factor GATA-4. Lineage: Eukaryota; Metazoa; Arthropoda; Copepoda; Calanoida; Temoridae. The record is from RefSeq and is a predicted model, not a curated record. The coding region runs from base 492 to 1244 and encodes 250 amino acids. The transcript has a single exon. Gene Ontology annotation, biological process: positive regulation of transcription by RNA polymerase II; negative regulation of transcription by RNA polymerase II. Gene Ontology annotation, molecular function: RNA polymerase II cis-regulatory region sequence-specific DNA binding; zinc ion binding; DNA-binding transcription factor activity, RNA polymerase II-specific.
CUUAAUGCUGGUGUCCCAAAAUUAACAAAGGAGGAGGAGGAGGAGGGUCAUCUGUUCUCGUAGAGUCCAGAUUAGCUGUAUCUCUAGAUCUGUGCAUCUGUAAAUCUCCAAGCAUCUAUAUUAUCUAUAUUAUCUAUAGAAUCUAUAUAAUCUACCUAUUGUUCCGACCGCACGUGACAACAUCUAGAUCUACAGAUUGUUCUAUAUCUAGAAAUUUAUAAUUCAAUAAUUCAUAUAUUUUCAUUAAUUAGGCUGUAUCCGGUGUUGCAUUAAUACUACUUAUUUACUAAACAAUUCUUUUCUGAUUGGCUCCAAUGUGAAUAUAAAUCAACCAAUGGUUAAUGAGCAGGUGACCCCCCUUCAUCUGCGCCCUGAUAUCUGUCCUGUCCAGUCAAUAGAAGAUCAGUGAUUGUCUGGCUCUCAUCUGGUUCAGAUCUCCAGAUCUUAUCCUAACUUUGCAGAUUAUCAUCGGCGUUGAGGUCUUCGUGAGAAUGGAUUACUACGGUACUAUGUAUAACCCUGGAACAAUGUACAAUCCAACUCAAGAGUUCUUCCCAUAUGCCUACCAACAUCAACCUCAACAAUUCCAAACAUACCCCUCCUCACCCUCACCCACUAGCAGCUCUGGUAGCUACUCACCCACCACCCGACCCUCAUCAACCGGAUCCUAUUCUCCCUCAUCACCUGGCUCCAGUUCGUUAUCCGGAUUCAAUUCAUCUCCCGGAUUUUGUUCAACAACUGAAAACUUUUUCUUCAGCUCUGCUGAUGUCAACGAAAAGACAAAACUCGGUCAUCAAUGUGUAAACUGCGGGGUGACCUCUACACCUCUAUGGCGAAGAGAUCCAAGUGGAAACUAUUUAUGUAACGCCUGUGGACUCUAUCACAAGUCCAACGGCGUAAACCGACCUGUUGUUAAACCGACUCAAACACGUGUAGCCUCUAGUAAGCUAGAAGGAACAAGCUGUGGCAACUGCUCUACAACAACAACAACAUUGUGGAGAAGAACAACAUCAGGAGAGAUUGUCUGUAAUGCCUGUGGACUCUAUCAGAAGGUUCACAACCAACCAAGACCAAUUUCAUUGAAAAAAGAGAACCUCCAAACUAGAAAGAGAAAGCAGAGCAAAGGCUCUGAGAACAAACCUGCUCUAAACCUGCUCCCAGAGCAAACCCCUGGUUCCUGGGAGCAGCAGAUGAACAUGAACUAUUACAAUUUCUACAAUUAUUCCCAGUUUUAUUCUUAUUGAUAUUUGGUAGUAGUGUAUGUUUUGCUCUUCCUGUGAUUUAAUCUGUAAAUAUAAAUUAUGGAUAUUGUUAAAUAAAUAUUAUUAUGUUGUUAA